UUCCGCCCGCUGGAAAAGUCCGUGUGCGGGGAGAACGACCCAUACCAACCCCAGAUCAGCCUCGGGUGGGUUCGCAGCUCCUUCCCGCGCGCUAGAAAAGUUUCUUAGCAGUUAAUUCGUAGAAAACUGUUCGAGGAGCCCGCGGAUUCCUAUUCCGAAAAGAGCCCCCCCACCUUUGGCUUACUAUUUGACAUUGAUGGAGUGCUGGUUCGAGGCCACAGAGUGAUCCCAGCUGCUCUGGAAGCAUUCAGCAAGAUGUUAAACUCCCAUGGGCAGCUGCGGGUACCUGUGGUUUUUGUCACAAAUGCUGGGAACAUCUUACAACAUAGCAAAGCCCAGGAGCUGUCAGGUCUGCUGGGAUGCAAGGUGGAUCCAGACCAAGUCAUUCUCUCUCACAGCCCCAUGAAGCUCUUCUUGCAGUAUCACAACAAGCGGAUGCUAGUGUCUGGACAGGGGCCCCUGCUGGAAAACGCCCGAGCACUAGGCUUCCAGAAUGUGGUGACAGUAGAUGAGCUGCGGCUAACCUUCCCAGAGCUGGACAUGGUAGACCUUGAGCGGCGGCCGAAGAAGAACACGUGCCCGAGGAAUGACUUCUCUGCCGUUGAAGGGGUUCUCCUCCUUGGGGAGCCAGUCCGCUGGGAGACAAGCCUACAGCUGAUUAUGGAUGUCCUUCUUAGCAAUGGAAACCCUGGGGCUGGUCUGGUGGCAGCUCCAUAUCCCCACCUCCCUGUCCUGGCUAGCAACAUGGAUCUCCUGUGGAUGGCUGAAGCCAAGAUGCCCAGGUUUGGUCAUGGCACAUUUCUGCUGUGCCUGGAAACCAUCUACCGGAAAGUAACAGGCAAGGAGCUGAAAUACGAGGGCUUGAUGGGCAAACCCAGCAUCCUCACUUACCAGUACGCUGAGGACAUAAUCAGACAGCAGGCUGAGAGGCGGGGCUGGUCCGCCCCCAUCAGGAGGCUCUAUGCUAUAGGUGAUAACCCCGUGUCUGAUGUCUUUGGUGCCAACCUGUUCAACCAGUACCUGCAAACGGCAAAGCGUGGAGAGAAGGAACCUGGGACAGGUGGACAGCAGAAGUCACGGCCCUCAACAAUCCAGAGCUGUGCCUCCAUCCUGGUAUGCACCGGCAUACACAGCUGUCAGGACUCAGCCCCCGAAGGGCCUACUUCUGGAGGGCCGGAGCUUCCGUUCCAUGGGCACCGAGACUUCAGCUUCAGUCCAGAGCUCCUAGAGGCAUCCCACGUCGUUCGUGACGUGAAUGAAGCUGUGCAGCUGGUUUUCCAGCAGGAGGGCUGGGCAUGAUAUAAGGAGAUACAGCAAAGGGGCUGCUGGGGCCCUCGCCUCAGGGAAUCCUGUGGGACAGGUCACAGGCAUCAAGUCUCAGCCUGGCCCCCGCCACUACUUCCUGGAAUGGAGAAGACCGCAGCUUCAGUAGCCAUAGAGUGACCCUUGGGCGGCAUUUCAGGAGGGGGUAUGGAUUUAUGGCCCUUCCUGUGUCUGAAGUCUGACCUCAUGCUGCUUCCUUUACUUCUGUGCCUCAGUGUCCUCUCGGUAAGGACUUCUUCCCACCCCCAAGACAGUGUCUCACUAUUGUAGCCCUGGCUAUCUUGGAACUCGCUUUGUAGACCAGGCUGCCCUUGAACUCAGAGAGAGCCGUCUGCGUCUGCCUCUGCCUCCUGAGUGCUGGGAUCAAAAGUGUGUGCUACCUCCUGCCUCAGUGAAGACUUAUAAAAGCCAGGACAGUGUAAAAUUAUGUGGAAACUUGCGGAGAGCCUUUACUCUCACGGAAGGCCCUCUCUCUGCAUGCCAGUGAGGCAUGUACUAAUAACACUCUUGAUAGUUUUCCCUGUCUUUUAGCGUAUUGUCCACAGAGUUUGUGGGCUUUUUUUUUUUUUAUUAAAAACUGUCCUAAUAUUUGUUA
Molecule: messenger RNA, 1918 nt
Organism: Mesocricetus auratus (golden hamster)
Lineage: Eukaryota; Metazoa; Chordata; Mammalia; Rodentia; Cricetidae
Gene: Hdhd5
Product: haloacid dehalogenase like hydrolase domain containing 5
Exons: 8
Coding region: 256-1299 (347 amino acids)
Biological process (GO): glycerophospholipid biosynthetic process
Cellular component (GO): mitochondrion
Source: RefSeq, a predicted model, not a curated record